This is a messenger RNA of Fundulus heteroclitus (mummichog), 3539 nucleotides long. Its product is annotated as OTU domain-containing protein 1. Bases 306 to 1535 code for a protein of 409 amino acids. NCBI's taxonomy places the organism in Eukaryota, Metazoa, Chordata, Actinopteri, Cyprinodontiformes, Fundulidae. Gene Ontology annotation, molecular function: cysteine-type deubiquitinase activity. Gene Ontology annotation, biological process: protein deubiquitination. The transcript has a single exon. The record is from RefSeq and is a predicted model, not a curated record.
GAAGUUCAUGUGCUUGAAUCCCGCCUGACUUGUGUUUAACCAGCAGGGUUCGGUUGCAGUUUGAACUCUAAAAUUAGGGAGGCACCCCCGUCUGCACAUGACGCAAAGAGCCCGAACUGGAGCGUGUCGUCGCCUCUGCGCGCCGCUGAUAACGGGACCGUGGGGCCAUGGAGACGUCCCCCUCAACCCCCGCGCCGCUGUUGUCGCCCACGGCACGGGGCCGCGCGUAUUUUUAGCCGCUGUUGUCAUGUUUUCGUAACGGCCCCGGCCGCUUCGCUCGCUAUAAAGGACCGCGUCCCUCCAUCAUGCAGCUGUACAGCAGCGCUCUCACGCACUACCCGAGGGCGUCCCGCUCCGGCAAAGUUACCGUCGCUCUCUCCCCGGCGUCCGAGCGCACCGGCGCGGCCGCGCAAAGUUCCCCCGAGGUCGACGGACCCCUCCGACUGCGCGCAACUUCGGCCACCAACGGCAGCGAGGCGAACAUGCCAGCCUUUUCCUGUUACGAAGCCUCCCCGAUGAGGCCGGUCCACUUCACAUCGACGGCCGAGAUAAUCAUCCGCAGACCUGAUGGGGUGGAGAGGUCUGUGCCGGUUCACAUCAUAAAGGAGUCCAGGGGCAAGCCGCAGAGAGGCGAAAACCAGCUCUGCGAUGGCUGUGAUCCAGAUAUAAUGGAGGUGAUGGAUCACCUGGGCAGUGGGACCGAUGAGAUGUUUCCUGGGAGUCAUGUCUUUAGGAGCAACAAUAUCAACGGGGCGUCGAGGAAGUCAUACCAGGAUCAAACUUCUGCCCAAGGGUCGGCCUCUAGAGGGAAGAGUUCCGGUCCGGUGGCUGCGGAAGAGCCGUCUCCCAUGGGGUCACCCCGCAAAGACUCCAAAAAGGAGAAGGCCUUCGAGCUCAGCGUCCUGCAGGAGUCCCCGCCGCAGAGGGUCAAAGAGCCGGGGGACCUCAACGACAAGGUCACCCGGUACCUGGCUGAGGUGGAGAGGCAGAACAAGUACCUCCAGGAGAGGCACAAGUACAGGUACCACAUCAUUCCGGACGGCAACUGCCUGUACAGGGCCGUGUGCAAGGCCACGUACGGGGACCAGGCGGGCCACGGGGAGCUGCGGGAGCAGACCGUGCACCACGUCGCCGACCACCUGGACGAGUUCAUCCCCAUCAUCGAGGGCGACGUCGGCGAGUUCCUCAUCAACGCCGCACAAGACGGCACGUGGGCCGGGUACCCGGAGCUGCUAGCCAUGAGCCAGAUGCUGAACGUCAACAUCCACCUGACGACCGGUGGCAGCCUGGAGAGCCCCACCGUCUCCACCAUGGUGCACUAUCUCGGGGAAGAGGACUCGUCCAAGCGGGCGAUCUGGCUCAGCUGGCUCAGCAACGGUCACUACGACGUCGUCCUGGACAAGCGUCUGCCCAACCCGGAGUACGAGGACUGGUGUCGACGGUCGCAGAUGCAGAGGAAGCGGGACGAGGAGCUGGCAAAGUCCAUGGCGGCCUCGCUGUCUAAGAUGUACCUGGAGCAAAAUGGUUCCGUUUGAAAUCGAGGCUGUUCUGCCGGGGACAUGUUUCGGGACAGAAAGACAGAGAAACACUUCACCAUGAUGGGUUUCUACCUGCUUUAAAUUAUUUUUAUAAGAUUUCUACACGUGAAAACAUGUGCAGUGCACAAAGUUACGUUUUUGUAAUGUACCAGAACUUCCGGAUUGGAGUUUGAAAGGAUGUACGCCUGGUGUUCGGAUGGUUUUAGUUACGUCGAAAUGACUGAUACUUUGAGUUUGUGAGUGUUCUUGGGGUGUACACAAUUUGUUUUGUUUUUUUGUUUUGUUUUUUGGCUGACCAGUUAUAUUUUUCUCACAUGCUUUCAGUUGCCACACAUUUUAAACAGGAUUCCUAUGCAGUCUGAGAUUUGCUUUUAUCUUCUAGGUCUGAAUAAGUAUAGAAAUAAAAUACAUUUAGGAAAAUGUUAGAUUUUCCAGACUAUUUUUUUACUUUACCAUUUUCUAAAGGACAAAAGUUGAAUAAGGCCUCACAAUUGCGGUGCUUUUAUAUCUACAUGACUUGCUUUGUCUUGUAUUUUCUGUGUCGCAACUUCAUUUUAACAUUAUUACUUUGAUUUUUUUGUCUCACUGACUGAAUGUGAAUGUGUUUUUCAUAAAAAUAUCAACAACAGCAAAAAAGACAUUUUCACUUCUUUUUGGACAGCAGGCAAUUUUAAACUGAGGUUGAACUGAAUCUAUUUCUGCAAAUUUAGAUUUUGAGCAAAACGCAAAAAAAAAAAGCAUGGCAUUUGCUACUUUUUAUUUUUACUUUUCAGACACCCAAAUAAAUGUGCCAGAGUUCCCAAUUUGCUUUUAACAAAAUCUCAAUUUUGUGCUGGAUCCUCCAGUACUUAUUUGAUAAGUCCAAUAAUCAUAGAUAUGAAAAUGGAGCUUAUCUAAAUUAACCCAGACACCAACAAAAAGAAAAACUUUUAAAUAUCGCAUUCCAAUAAAUAAAUAAAUAAAACCAAAGCCAGUUGGAGUAUUGUUUUGUUUCAUGACUUAUUGAAACCUAAAAAUAAGACGUUCUGACCGCUAUUCCAAACCUUUCCUUUAAACAACGCAUUAUUUCCUACCCAAAUGUCCCAAGAUGUUACUAAAGAAGGCUGAAAACACUGUCUAUUUAAAUCAGCAUAAGUAUGUAAAUAUGACAUGAAAAAUGUGGGAGAACCUUGUUUGAAAUGCACUGAAACCAAGAUUGCAUUUUUCCGCUUCUCUGUGCAUUUUUGUGCAAUCUGUUUUCUCUCUUUUGCACUGAAGCUCCAACUAGGCGUGGGUUGGUAUUUGAUUCUCACCGCACUUAUAUUUGCAGUAUCUAAUAGUUUUUGUUUUUUUUAAAUAAGUAAAGCAAUCCUGCUGCUGCUGAAGUAAUAUAUUAUUAAAGGUUUAAUCAUUUAUAUUUGUUUUUAUGUGCCAUUUGUGUUGUUAUUUCGAUCUUGACACAGACUAAGAAAUAUAAACUGCACCAACUCGAUUUGAUGGCCGCUUUAAGCUUACAUGCGCACCAUAGUAUUUUUUUUGUUUGUUUCUAAAUCAAUAACGUAAUGGGUUUUACCUUGUGUUUUUUUAUUAUUAUUAUUAUUUGGAAAUGUUUCCAAGGUUCCUAAAUCCUCCCUCUUCUCCCGCAAGUGAAAAGUGGAGUAGCUUUCUUUCAGUCAGCUGACCAUUGGUGUUGCAGCAACAUGUUGGGGAGGGGCAGGGCUGUGCUCCUUUAUGCUCCACACAACUGGAGAAAAAAAAUCCCAUUCACUCCAGCACUUUAUGCGGCUUCUCAAUGAAACUACUAUAAGCCGUAAGAAUAUAAAACAACAAAUUUUAGAGGUUGUGAAACCAAAACUUUUACGAAUCUUGCUAUACCAUCAUAACGGUAUUCGGUCCACGCCUAUCCCAAUGCAGCUGUUGCGUUUUUAUUGGUAUACUGUUUAUGAUCAGUUAUUUUUAGCGAUGUCAUGGAUUUGCUUUAACUUAUUUUUUUAUCAUUUCUGAAUAAAAUAACAAAGACUU